Fragaria vesca subsp. vesca is the source of this 1954-nucleotide messenger RNA. RefSeq names its product serine carboxypeptidase-like 42-like. Gene Ontology annotation, biological process: proteolysis. NCBI's taxonomy places the organism in Eukaryota, Viridiplantae, Streptophyta, Magnoliopsida, Rosales, Rosaceae. Gene Ontology annotation, molecular function: serine-type carboxypeptidase activity. The record is from RefSeq and is a predicted model, not a curated record. The transcript is spliced from 10 exons. Bases 219 to 1622 code for a protein of 467 amino acids.
CCAGAUUUCACGUGUCUGUUAUAACAGAAUGUGCUUCAAAAAGAUAAUGCUGUACUCAUUAUUAUAUUGACUGUGAAUUAUCUUUUUCGUUUAAAAGAAGCAAGUGUAUAUGGUUUUGAGAGUGAGUGUGGCUAUAUAUUAGUAGAUAGAAGUGUACUUUGAGAGAGAAUUGCAUAGGAAUUGAGAAAGAGAUUUGUUUAGUGAGAACAUUUCAGGACAUGGGGCUGUUUUGGUUUAGUGUGGUUUUGAUUGGAUUGGUGCUUGUUGGGGUUGAGGGGUACCCAGCUGAGGAUCUGGUGGUGAAAUUGCCUGGUCAGCCACAAGUUGGGUUUAAACAGUAUGCUGGGUAUGUUGAUGUGGAUGUGAAGAAUGGGAGGAGUUUGUUUUACUAUUUUGUUGAAGCAGAGAAUCAGGCUGACAAGAAGCCCCUAUCUCUUUGGCUCAAUGGAGGUCCAGGCUGUUCCUCUAUUGGGGGUGGUGCCUUCACAGAGUUGGGUCCGUUUUACCCUACAGGUGAUGGUCGAGGACUCCGAAGAAACCCAUCAUCCUGGAAUAGAGCAUCUAAUCUCCUCUUUGUUGAGUCUCCUGCUGGAGUGGGAUGGUCAUACUCAAAUACAAGUUCCGAUUAUAAUUCUGGGGAUGCUUCCACUGCAAGGGAUAUGCACACAUUCUUGUUGAAAUGGUAUGAGAAGUUUCCAGCUUACAAGUCUAGAGCGCUGUUCCUUACCGGAGAAAGCUAUGCAGGGCACUACAUACCACAAUUGGCUGUUGCUAUAUUGGAUCAUAACAAACAUUCAACUGGUUUCAAGUUCAAUCUCAAGGGGGUUGCUAUUGGGAAUCCACUUCUGAGACUUGAUCGUGAUGUACCGGCAACAUAUGAAUUCUUUUGGUCACAUGGAAUGAUUUCUGAUGAAAUUGGUCUUACAAUCAUGAACGAUUGCGAUUUUGAUGAUUAUGAAUUUGCAAUCCCUCACAACGUAAGUGUAGCAUGCAACAAUGCAAUAGCUACAGCCAAUAGCAUAGUUGGGGACUAUAUAAACAAUUACGACGUGAUUCUUGAUGUUUGUUAUCCAUCUAUAGUGGAGCAAGAACUGAGACUGCGGAAAACGGCUACUAAGAUAAGUGUUGGAGUAGAUGUGUGUAUGACAUAUGAGCGACGGUUUUAUUUCAACCUUCCUGAGGUUCAGAAAGCCCUUCAUGCAAAUCGUACAAACUUGCCUUAUAGCUGGAGUAUGUGCAGCAAUGUUCUUAAUUACAGUGAUACUGAUGGUAACCUAAACAUGCUUCCCUUGCUGGCAAGGAUAGUUAAAAAUCAUAUACCACUUUGGGUUUUCAGUGGAGACGAAGAUUCUGUUGUUCCACUAUUGGGCUCCCGGACACUCAUCCGUGAACUAGCACAUGAUCUAAAGUUCAAGAUAACAGUGCCCUAUGGAGCUUGGUUUCACAAAGGCCAGGUUGGAGGGUGGGCAACGGAGUAUGGAAAUCUGUUGACGUUUGCCACAGUAAGAGGCGCUGCACAUAUGGUACCCUAUGCUCAACCAUCAAGAGCAUUGCACCUGUUCAGUUCAUUUGUUCGUAAUCGUAGAUUGCCCAACACAACACGUCCUCCCAUUGAUGAAUAAGAUGUAUCAUAAAAAUUGGUAAUGCUUCAGCCGGAAGAUUUAGUAGUUUCAGAAGUUCAUUCCUUGACAACAAGGGAUGUAACUUAGUAGCAGGACUUGGUAAUUACAGAAGCUCAUUUCGUUACAACAAGGGUAAGACCAAUAAAUAACAUGAAUUGUUUUUAGUGAGACUACAAAACAAAGAGAGAGAGAUGAGCGGGCAAAACAGUAGAGAGGAAUAUUUAAUUUUUACGGCAUCUGCAAAAAAACAAUGAAGAACAUUGAUUGUAUUCUUCAACAUUAUUGAAUCCUCGCGUUUUGGGGAUAAUAUAGCAAGUUGAAAUUGUUUGUCC